This is a messenger RNA of Nannospalax galili (Upper Galilee mountains blind mole rat), 514 nucleotides long. RefSeq names its product histone H2B type 1-H. Lineage: Eukaryota; Metazoa; Chordata; Mammalia; Rodentia; Spalacidae. The record is from RefSeq and is a predicted model, not a curated record. Bases 22 to 402 code for a protein of 126 amino acids. Gene Ontology annotation, cellular component: nucleosome. Gene Ontology annotation, molecular function: structural constituent of chromatin; protein heterodimerization activity; DNA binding. The transcript has a single exon.
AGGUGUGCUUUCCUUUCAAAUAUGCCGGAUCCCGCGAAGUCAGCGCCCGCCCCGAAAAAGGGCUCCAAGAAGGCGGUGACCAAGGCGCAGAAGAAGGACGGCAAGAAGCGCAAGCGCAGCCGCAAGGAGAGCUACUCGGUGUACGUGUACAAGGUGCUGAAGCAGGUACACCCCGACACGGGCAUCUCGUCCAAGGCCAUGGGCAUCAUGAACUCGUUCGUCAACGACAUCUUCGAGCGUAUCGCGGGCGAGGCGUCGCGCUUGGCGCACUACAACAAGCGCUCGACCAUCACGUCCCGGGAGAUCCAGACGGCCGUGCGCCUGCUGCUGCCUGGGGAGCUGGCCAAGCACGCCGUGUCCGAGGGCACCAAGGCCGUCACCAAGUACACCAGCUCCAAGUGAGCGCGCGCAGCGCCCUGAACCCAAAGGCUCUUUUCAGAGCCACCCACGUUUUCCGUGUAAAAAAGCUGUUGCAUUUGUGUGGUAUCUUGCGACUUGCAGGGAACCUAUCCUA